This is a messenger RNA of Myripristis murdjan (pinecone soldierfish), 2405 nucleotides long. It is a transcript of the gene mep1a.1, whose product is annotated as meprin A, alpha (PABA peptide hydrolase), tandem duplicate 1. Bases 14 to 1774 code for a protein of 586 amino acids. Gene Ontology annotation, cellular component: membrane. The transcript is spliced from 13 exons. Lineage: Eukaryota; Metazoa; Chordata; Actinopteri; Holocentriformes; Holocentridae. Gene Ontology annotation, molecular function: protein binding; metalloendopeptidase activity; zinc ion binding. Gene Ontology annotation, biological process: proteolysis. The record is from RefSeq and is a predicted model, not a curated record.
GUUUUGUUUUUUAAUGCAGAUACCUGUGUCCCAAGAAGUACAUGAGGUAUAUGAGAAUGGCGAGGAUGAAAAUCCACUUCUAAACCUGGGUUCAGAUGCCAACCUGAUUGAAGGUGACAUUGCAAUUCCAGAAGGACGAAAUGCCUUGAUUGACAAAAGAUACAGGUGGAAGUUUCCCAUCCCUUACAUUCUGGGUGAUGACUUGGAUCUGAAUGCCAAGGGCUGUGUCCACCAGGCUUUUGAAAUGUACCGUCUGAAGUCCUGCAUCGACUUCAAGCCCUACGAGGGAGAGAAAACCUUCAUCAAAUUUGAAAAGAGAGGAGGGUGUUUCUCCAGUGUUGGCGACCAGCAGACGGGACAGAUUCUGUCUUUGGGGCAAGGCUGUGACCACAAAGCUGUGAUUGAGCAUGAGUUACUUCAUGCCCUGGGCUUUUACCAUGAACAGUCACGCACAGACAGGGAUGACUAUGUAAACAUUUGGCUGGAUCAGGUUAUACCAGGGCUUGAACACAACUUCAACAAAUACAACGACGACUUCGUCACAGAUCAAAACACAGCUUAUGACUACGAGUCCGUCAUGCACUACCGACCCUUCUCCUUCAACAAGAACGACACGGUUCCCACCAUCACCACCAAGAUCCCUGAGUUCUACAACAUUAUUGGUCAAUACCUUGACUUCAGCAAGCUGGACACCCUCAGGCUCAACCGGAUGUACAACUGCUCUGGUCCUCUCACCCUGCUGGACCAGUGUGCCUUUGAAUACGCCAGCAUCUGUGGCAUGAUCCAGAGCUCCACCGAUGAUGCGGACUGGGUCCACACCAAGAGCAGUGUUGGUGCAGAGGAUCACACACUCCUGGGACAAUGUAGAGAUGCUGGUUACUUCAUGCACUUCAACACCAUGACUGGGAAGGCUCAGGAGUCAGCUGUGCUGGAGUCACGAACCCUCUACCCCAAGAGGAAGCUCCAGUGCCUGCAGUUCUUCUACAAGAUGACUGGAGGCCCCAAGGACAGGCUGGUGAUCUGGGUCAAGAUGGAUGAUGGCACAGGCACCGUUCGCAAAAUGAAGAAAAUACACACCUUUUAUGUGGAUUCUGACCAAACAUGGAAGAUCGCUCAUGUCCCGUUGGAGGAAGGGGUCAAAUUCCGCUAUGCCUUCCAAGGCGUGCGUGGUGAUCCCUCUGCAUCCGCCGGUGGCAUCUACAUCGAUGAUAUCAGCCUGACGGAGACACGCUGCCCCAAUGCUGUGUGGAGGAUCCAGAACUUCUCCAAGAUCAUGGAGACUGCAGACAGCAGCACUUUCAUCGACAGCCCUCGUUUCUACAGCCCUGAAGGCUACGGCUAUGGCAUCCGCAUCAAACCUGUCUCAGAUUACAGGGACUACACAGGGGCGUAUACUGGGCUGUAUUUCCACCUGGCCAGUGGGGAGAAUGAUGUGGUGAUGCAGUGGCCUGCAGUAAACAGACAGGCCACCAUCGUGGUGAUGGAUCAAGACCCAGACAUUAAGCUGAGGAUGUCUUCUGCUCGUAGUCUCACAACUAAUUUGAGGACCACACCCGGUGGAAAAUUGUAUUGGGACAAUCCUUCGAAGGUGGGGACAUAUGACCCUUCGUGUCACUGUCACAGAGGGGAGUCACUGGGCUGGAGCAACUUUAUCAAGCACUUUGACCUCAGACGGCGCAAUUACCUCAAGAAUGAUGACCUCAUUAUCUUCAUUGACUUUGAGGAUAUAACAUCCCUGAUCAAAACAGAGGUUCCUCUUCAGCCAAAGGAGUAGUGCCACCAACAUGCCCCCGAUAACAUGAAGUUGUGCAGCUGUGGUUAGAGGAACACACCUUGGACAGCGGAUGGGUCAUUAUGGCCAGGGAGACACUGAUACACCCCUUUUGAGACUGGCCACAUUAUCUUUCCCCAUGUCUUUCCCCCACUCAUUUCAUCAGAUAUUGAUUGUUGCAAAAACAAAAACAAAAAAAUCAUGAAACAAAAAUACAUUUACAAAACAGGGUAAGCCUUUCAGAUUUGUUAAUCAUCCAUCAAUCAAGUGUUGCCAUAUAAAGUGAAGGAGAAAAUAUCUUCAGUCUUGUUUUAGAUAGUCUGUUGAAAUUCCUCACUGAAGAAAUUUAACACACACACACACACACACACACACACACACACACACACACACACACACACACACACACACACACAAACACACACACACACAAACACACACACACACACACACACACACACAUCACUUCCAGACUGGCUGUAAAAUUAUAAUCAGGCUGAUUCUGGUUGUGCUUUUCAAAGUUCAAAUGGGCAAAUUCCAAUUCUUCUCCAGUUACCUGUGUGAUAAGGCAGUUGUAUACAUAAUAUUUGUAAUGUUUUCAAGUAUACAGACUGUGUAUCAGAUACAUGUUUAU